Messenger RNA from Solanum dulcamara, 932 nucleotides. RefSeq lists its product as uncharacterized. The transcript is spliced from 2 exons. Bases 103 to 819 code for a protein of 238 amino acids. Lineage: Eukaryota; Viridiplantae; Streptophyta; Magnoliopsida; Solanales; Solanaceae. Gene Ontology annotation, molecular function: ubiquitin protein ligase activity; zinc ion binding. The record is from RefSeq and is a predicted model, not a curated record.
AUUUCUUUAUCACACUUUUCCUUUUCCUACAAAACAUACCAAAACCAAAUUCCAUAAUUACCUCUCUCUAACUUCCCAAAAAUAUUUGGCCAAUUUCCAAAAAUGGAAUCCAUUGGAUCUAGUUCCACCCCUUCUGACAACCACCACCAUCGUCAUCGCCACCAUUUGAUGCCAACUCAACCACUAGCCGAUAGAAUCAUCCGUGCAGUCAGCCACCAUCUCCGCCUCCUCCAUCAUUACGACACCACUUUCUUUAUCUUAGGCGCAACCGGAAAUGUAUACACUGUUAACCUCUCCACCACCCCAUCAUGCAGCUGCCCUGAUCGAACCACCCCAUGUAAACACAUCCUAUUCGUGUUCAUCCGUGUAUUGGGUGUCUCCCUUGAUGACAUCUGUCUUCUCCGGCGAACUCUCCAUCCAUGUGAGCUCCAACGCCUUCUCAACUUACCCAUCUCAACUGAAUCAUUAGCAAACCCUAAUGUUCGUGAAAGAUUCCACCAGUUAUUUUUUCAAGAACGGUCAAAAUGUUCACCGUCGAAAAUAGAAAUAGAGAAUGCUGUAACAUGUCCAGUGUGUUUGGAAGAAAUGAACAAGGAAGAAAGAGUGGCAGCUUGUGGUAGUUGUAGGAAUCCAUUACAUGAAGAAUGUUUGAUGGCAUGGAAGAGAAGUAACAGAAGAAGAUGGAUUAGAUGUGUGAUAUGCAGGGCAAGAUGGAGGGAUGUGAGGGCUAAUUCUGAGCAACAAGACAAGUAUUUGAAUUUGUCUGCUUAUGAUGAUAACAUGCAAGUGGAAGAUCGACUGAGCCAUUGUGGGGGUUAGGCCUUUCCAUAAUUGUACUAUUGUAGAGUUUGAUCAGUUGUAAUUAAUGUUGUACUAAUUGUAAUUAUAUAACUCCAGAAGUAUGUAUAUUCAAGGGCAGGGUAUCUAAAGAC